AUGAUGCUGUGGGUGGUGGCCUCUCUGCUGACCCUGAUAGAGGGGGUGUUCUCUGAGGAGGACCCAAAGGAGGCCCACACUGAGCAGCUUCGAGCCCAGGAGAGGACCACCACCACUGGGACCUGGCUCCCAGACCACCACCCAGAGGUCCACGAGCUGGAAGAGAAGAGGGGCGGCCAUGGCCAGGCCUCCUGGCCUAGUCUUUUCGAGAACCCAGGUCUGCAGGACGACAGAGAGGGCUAUCCGAGCAGGUGGCAACGCUCACCUCCAGACCCUGACCCAGACCCCGAACCCUCCCGUAGAGGCUCUCGCAAGAAAAGCAAAAAGCCCAAGAACAGCAGCCGGGACUGCCGCAUGGAGAAGAAGGAGAUGCGUGUCAGAGACCUGGGCCUGGGCUUCGACUCAGAUGAGAUCAUCCUGUUUAAGUACUGUGUGGGGACGUGCUCGAGCUCCCGUAAGAACUACGAUCUGGCCCUUAAGGCCCUGAUGGAGAACGAGAGUAUCCCCAGCAGGAAGGUGAGCGCCCACCCCUGCUGCCGGCCCACCCGCUACGAGACUGUCUCCUUCAUGGAUGCCCAGACUAUAUGGCAGACCAUCAAGUGGCUGUCAGCGGCUAACUGUAGCUGUGUGGGGUGA
Messenger RNA from Salvelinus fontinalis (brook trout), 636 nucleotides. Its product is annotated as neurturin. The coding region runs from base 1 to 636 and encodes 211 amino acids. Gene Ontology annotation, molecular function: glial cell-derived neurotrophic factor receptor binding; growth factor activity; receptor tyrosine kinase binding. The transcript has 2 exons. NCBI's taxonomy places the organism in Eukaryota, Metazoa, Chordata, Actinopteri, Salmoniformes, Salmonidae. The record is from RefSeq and is a predicted model, not a curated record.